AUGUCGGACAGCCUCUCUGAUGCGGAGAAGAUCCGCAACAAGCGCCUAGCAAAGCUCUCCAACCCAACGCCAACUUCACCAGCUGAUGGCCCUGCCGACUCGUCUGCGAACACCUCGAGCCCCUCUCCUACCCAGUCGCCUUUGUCCGCACCCAAUUCAUCCGAGCCACAAAAUGGGCCAGCCUCCACGACACAGACACCAGGAUUCUCGGAAGGCAAGCGGAUAAAGAUCACUCCUGCGGCUUCUGCUUCCGAGAAACCUCGGUCUCCUGCGCCCUCGUCGCCCGCAACCCCUCCUCCGAUAAAGCAGGAGAGCAUCGAGUCUUUUGAGGACCGCACAUUGGGCGCAGUUUUCAGGCUGGCCCUGAAGCAGGAUUCACAGCGUGAUAUAAAUGGGCAGCGGAUAUUCCUCCCAGGGCUGCAGAGCGAGCUGCAGAGUGAGGGUAAGGAGCUCCUUAUCCAAACGUCUAUCCUGGAUCAGGCACUGCUGGAGGCUGCAUCGAACCAAGAGCAGCGGCGUCCGCUUGACUACUUGCUACCGUGCUGGAAGCGCAUCACAAAACUUCACAAAGGCUUCCGGAAGGCACGAGAGGAUGACCCGAAGUUCCAGGUGCUAUGCGAGGCGCGACGCCUUUGCAUGAGCUACUGCAUUUUCGCCAUCACGAUGCCCGAGAUGUUUGGGCUGGACUCUCCCGAGCGAUCUCCAUUAGCGCAAUAUCUUUUAUUGGAUCCAGAAGAUGACAAAGGCAUUGAUUUUGACUUUAUCAGCGAGGCUGUAAAACGGUUUGACGAGGACGAGAGCGUUAAGCCUGCUUUCAUUGCGGCAGUAGAGGAAUUAAGCGCUGAGCUAUCCUCAAUGAACGCCAAUGAUGACUACAAACCCUACUGCACGGCGCUGCGCAACCUUGUGCGUCAUUCGGCUAUUGCCGCCGCUAUCACAGAGUCCUCCAUUUUCAACGCUUCGAGAGAUUCAGCUAAGUUCGAGAAGGAAACUCUUCUGGGACCGUGGUUCCAUCUGUCGCCCCUUCAAUCCAACGUGACCAUGUCAUUCUUCUCCAGCCCAAAAACUAGAGACCAGGGGUAUAUCUCGAAUGCCCAGCGAUCUCUUCGCAUGACACAACAAAUAAUCAGCUCGGAUCUUCUUGAUGUCAUCAAUCAUAUGAUCCGUGCUUCCAAAGAAGCCCGGGAUCGAGUCUUGGACUGGUUCGCUACCGCGUUGAACAUCAACCAUAAGCGACGGGCUAUGCAAGUCGACCCUACGCAAGUCUCAUCUGAUGGAUUCAUGUUCAAUAUUACCACAUGCCUGGACCAGCUCUGCGAGCCGUUCAUGGACGCGAGUUUCAGUAAAAUCGAUAGGAUCGACGCCGAGUACCUCCACCGGAACUCUCGAGUGGACAUGCGUGAUGAAACCAAGAUCAACGCAGAUCAACAUGCUUCAGAUGCCUUUUAUUCCAACAAAGCCGAAGGAACCUCUAACUUUAUCACAGAGAUCUUCUUCUUGACGGUUGCCGCCCACCACUACGGCAGCGAAUCGUUGACUUCCAAGUUGGAACAACUCGAGAAGGAUCUGCGACACAUGGAAUCUACCGUAACUAAGUUCGAGCUCGAACGACACAGGUGGAUGAGCAACCCCAUGCAACUUCGAGUAUAUGAACAAGCCCUCAAAAAGUACAAGGACAAACUUGAUCUGGGCCUCGCGCUGAAGUACAGUCUGCAGGGUGUGCUCUUUGACGACCAGUGGCAGGGUCGCUCAAUGAUGUUCAUGCGGUACGUCACCGUAUGGCUACUGAGACUUGUUUCGGGCGUGAACUUCCCCAAGCAACAGAUCGCUUUGCCUCUGCCCGAAGAGCAGCCCGAGGUCUUCAAAUGUCUGCCUGAGUAUUUCCUGGAGGACAUUGUCAGCAACUUCAAAUUCAUCAUGUGGUGUAUGCCCCAAAUCAUCACUGCCACGCAAGGUGAUGAGCUCGUGAUGCUCUGCAUUGCAUUCCUCGAAAGCUCAGCAUACAUCAAGAACCCAUACCUGAAGGCCGGUCUGGUUUCCAUUCUGUUCCGCGGAACCUGGCCCCGCCCUGGCGGUGCAAGUGGCGUUCUUGUAGACUUGCUAAACUCGAUGCCAUUCGCCAACGAAUAUCUAUUACAUGCUGUAAUGAAAUUCUACAUCGAAGCAGAACAUACUGGCACGCACACUCAGUUCUUUGACAAGUUCAACAUUCGUUACGAGAUUUUCCAGAUCAUUAAGUGUAUCUGGCCCAACACUCUGUACCGCGAAAAGUUAUCCAUCCAGGCAAGCGAGAACCUGGACUUUUUCGUUCGGUUUGUCAACCUGCUUCUCAACGACGUGACGUAUGUGCUCGAUGAGUCUUUCGGUGCAUUCAAGACCAUCAAUACCACCCAGAUAGAGCUUGCGCGGGAAGGCAGCUCGAUGGAUCAGACCACUCGGCAACAACGCGAAGAGCACCUUUCAUCUGCGCAGCGAAGUGCCAAGUCAUACAUGCAGCUUACCAAUGAGACGGUUGCCAUGCUCAAGCUUUUCACAGAGGCACUGGCAGACUCAUUCACCAUGCCGGAGAUUGUCCAGCGUCUGGCUGACAUGCUGGAUUAUAACCUCGAUGCCAUGGUUGGCCCGAAGAGCUCCACCCUGCGCGUGGAUAACCUGCAAGAGUACGGGUUCAAUCCCCGAGCUCUUCUCAGCGAAAUCACCGACGUGUAUCUCAACUUGAUGGCCAAGCCAAACUUUAUUACAGCAGUAGCCCGUGACGGACGUUCCUAUAAGCCCGCGAACUUUGAGAAGGCUGCUGAGAUCUUGCGCAAGUGGUCGCUGAAAUCACCGGAAGAGAUGCGCCGCUGGAGUCAGCUUCAGAAGAAAGUUGUCGAGGCCAAGGCACUUGAUGACCAGGCCGAGGAGGAUCUUGGCGAGAUUCCUGAUGAGUUCCUCGACCCCCUUAUGUACACCCUCAUGGAAGAUCCCGUCAUUCUGCCCAACUCCAGGAUGUCAAUUGAUCGGGACACCAUCCGCACACACUUGCUCAGCGAUCCCCACGAUCCCUUCAACCGUGUUCCCUUGAAGAUGGAGGACGUCAUACCCGACACGGCACUCAAGGCUAGAAUUGACGCAUUUGUCAGCGAGAAGACUGGCAAGAAGGCAUUGGAGCCAAUGGACACCUCGGCUGGUUAG
Messenger RNA from Penicillium maclennaniae, 3174 nucleotides. Its product is annotated as ubiquitin-ubiquitin ligase UFD2. The record is from RefSeq and is a predicted model, not a curated record. Gene Ontology annotation, biological process: protein polyubiquitination. Bases 1 to 3174 code for a protein of 1057 amino acids. NCBI's taxonomy places the organism in Eukaryota, Fungi, Ascomycota, Eurotiomycetes, Eurotiales, Aspergillaceae. Gene Ontology annotation, molecular function: ubiquitin-ubiquitin ligase activity. The transcript has 4 exons. Gene Ontology annotation, cellular component: ubiquitin ligase complex; cytoplasm; nucleus.